CACCGGGGUGCGCGCGCGACGCACCAGUCGGCAAUCCGCCCGGGCGGGCGCCAUACGACCGGAAUCUGCGCGAGCGACACAUUCGCGAUAAUAUAAAAAUUUCAGUGAAAUAUAACGCGAACACAACACUAUUGUUAACACGCGCGCGCACGAUUCUGUGAACCAAUACGAGUAAAGUGAACGAGUCUCGAGUGCAGUGAGCGACAGAUCCGCACAACGAGAGAGCGAUCAGGGGUAUCGAAGAUCCCUCAUAACGAAACGAUUCGAGACAGGCGUUGUACCUUUUGGACUUUGCCCCUCGAAAAAUAUCGCUCUGUGACUGUCAGGCACCAAGUAAUCCUGCACCGCUCUUAAAAAUCGUAAAAACGAAAUUUCUCGAACCUACCCUCCUUUGUGGCCACAGGAGGGAUUUUAUAUUUAAGGAGAAAAGAUCUCUUACGUGACGUCACGUCUUGUUAACAUUUUUUUUUCUAUAAUCUUUCAAAAAGGUUAAACUAAUCCGCAUUUUUAAUCUGUAUAUUACAUACUAGUUAGUGUUUACAUAGUGUAAAUAUUGCAAUAAAUUAUUAACCUUAAAAUUACGACAUUGUAACUAUAAUACUAGUCAUUCAUCUAGUGUAUUUAUUUAAAUUAAUCAAAUUAAACAAAAUAAUAAAAAUAUGCGUGGUUCUUAUUAAAAAAACAUAUAUUUAACUUAUCUGUCACUACCAAAGAGUGUAAACCGUCCAUUUCGCGCGUAAUCUUGAAAAUACGCGCCAAGAAUCGAGGCAAAGGAUUAACGGAAGUCGGCCAGAAUCAAAAAUGCAGACACAAAUGGGUGUUGGCGGGGAGCUGCAGAGGAGCUAUCGGGUGCAGGACUUCGCCUCCCCGGGAGUUAUCAUGCGGGAGCGGAGUUUUGUACGGCCACAAUCGCAUCAUAAUAUGCAUCAUAACCAGUUUCCGAAUAAUGGGAAACGGCGGAGCAUGAUCUUAACCAACGCAAAAGGAAAACCUACUCUGGAAAUCUAUAGACCACCAGGUGUCCGCACAGACGGCGUGGCUGUCACCAGCGGUUCCACCACGGGCACAUCGACCGCCACCACGCCGACGACGCCGUCGAAUAAGCUGAAUGUCCACGCCAAAGAAUUCACCAUGGCCAAACCGGCUGAUCUGCAAAAUAGGUCGGCAGUAGGCAUGGGGUUCGCGAGCGUCGGGCUGCAGCACUCGCGCUCGGCGGUGCUGCACGCGCAGGUGCCGCCGCACUACCGGCCCGUGAUGCCGCCGCACGCGCUGCUCGCCAGCGCCUCCAGCGGGAACGUGCCGCACGCGCAGAGCGGGCCGCGCGUGCACUUCAAGCUGCAGCCGCAGCAGGCGACGGCGGAGAAGAAGAAGUCGCCGCCCGCGUCGCUGGCGAACGGCAACGGCAAGAGCGCGCGCUUCCCGGCCGGCCUCAAGCGCUCCAAGUCGCUGACGUCGGCCGACGCGCUCGCCAGCGGCAUGGCGGCGCUCGGGCUGGCGGCCGACGCGGGCGACCUCGGCGCCUUCCCGCCCGAGAUACAGGACUGUAUCGAUAAGGCCCUGGAAGGUGAGAGGGACGACCCGAACGCGGUGUGCGCGCGCACGCUGAUGGACGCGGUGGGGCACCUGGUGGGGCGCGCCGUGGAGUCGCCGCGCUACGCGCUGCCGGCCGCGCGCCGCUGCAUCGCCGUCGUGGAGCGCGAGCACGGCGAGACCUUCCUCGAGUCGCUGCUCAACACGUGCCAGCAGUGGUACCACGACCGCGACAAGCUGCUGGGCGCGCUGGUGGGCGGCGGGCGGCCGCGCCUCAUGGCGUUCCUGUCGUUCCUGCUGGAGAUGUACUGCCAGCUGCGCCGCCGCGCCAUCCAGCGCCGCGGCGCCAGCGCGCAGCCCGGACAGGUUCUGCUGACGCUGAUCUGCAAGUGUUGCGAAGACUGCAUCCGGCAACCCGUACCGUCACCCAGUGAUACGGAGAACCUGUUCUUCGUGCUGACGUACAUCGGGCGCGACCUGGAGACGCAGCUGCCCGGCGACCUGGAGCGGCUGCUGACGGCGGUGCGCGACGCGUUCAUCAACACGGCGGCCGCGCCCUCCAUCCGCCGCACGCUGCUGCAGCUCAUCGAGCUGCACGCGUCGCGCUGGCAGCUGCCCGGCUGCGCGGUGCUCUACUACUACCCCUCCUCCAAGUAGCUGCCGCCCCCUCGCAGCCCGCCCCCUCGAGAGGCACGCUGCUGCAGCUGAUCCAGCUGCACGCGUCGCGUCGGUAGCGCUGUACUACCUCUCUACGUAGUAGCCGACGUUUCUUGGCAGCCCGCUGAGUAGUGCGGCAGCUGCGGAUCAAUGAGUUGCACGCAUCGUGCUAGAACUGCUUGGGUCCUAUCGUAACCAGGUCGUGGUCAGGUAGACCUAAAUAGCCAGCACCUCUACAAGUGAGAGUUGUUUUAUAGCGGUUAGUAGUACGAUGCUACUGAUUGAGCUGCACGUGUAAGGCUAUCUGUCCGGCUGUGCGAUGAUGUACUAGUUCCAUUAUCCAACGCUCCCUCGAGUAGCAGGCUGCUGCAGCUCGUGGUGCUACACAGGUAGAUAGUUGGUCUCUAGUACGUACCCGUUCGGUAAUACGUUGCUGCAACUGAUCGAACUGCACGAGUGACGCUGGCAGUGCUGUACUGAUACCCCUCCUCUAAAUAGUUGUCUAGGAAAUAUUUCGAAGUUCCUGGAUAGGAUUGCCGGUGGAGAAUUGAAACUUUCGAACCUGGAUCAUCCCCUUUAGUAGCAUACUGCUGCGGCUAAUCGAGCUGCACGCGUUGCACUAUGCUUACUUUAGCUGCUCGGCUAACUUCUAAGAGAAAAUAAAUUGAGCAGUGAGCUAGUGUUAAAUGCAUCUGGGAUAAGGAUUUACUUUUUCUAUUUUAAUUUUUAAAAUAAGUGAAUGAAAGUUAAAAAUUGAUCACCGGCAAUCCAUCACUUGGCGUUAUCAUGUCGUCUAUAUACGAAAAAGUGAUGUUUGUAAAUUAAUCUUUUGUACGUUUCGGUAUUGUAGUGUGGUGAAAAUGCGUGUCUGCAUUUUUAUUAAGCUCAAAUUGUGAGUUGUGACAUGAUGGAUAUCUGUUGAAAUAAUCGUCGUUUGUGUAUCCGCCGGUUGUACAUACAUUUGAUAAUACGAUUGUAUCAUGUCUAAUGAUUGUCUAUUAAUAUAUCGUUUUGGUUUGAUCACUUAGUUUCGUGUAUUAAUUAUGUAAUUGUCGAUGAUUUUGUUCGAGGAGGGGUGUAUUCUACUAUAGGUUCCAUAAAUGCCUAAAUACAAAGGUUACAAGCAUUUCUGUUAGCGUACGGUUUGAUUUGGUAUACUAUUGUGAUCUUCGUUGUAUUUCGUUAGUUUAAUUCAGGUCAAUACAACUUAUAAACGUAUAAUUGUAGGCAAGUGUUGCCAUAAGCUCAUGUUAUAGUGCCUUUUAAUGUAGGUUGUGCAUUUUCAUUACUUUCAAAAUUGUAAGUGGAGUUUCCCGUUCGUCCACUGAAUGUGCGUUAAAGCAAAACUUCAAGAAAAAAUAUUGAAAGUGUGAAGAGUUGAUCGUAGAUUUAAUAAUACCUAGUUUUAAGGUGAAAUUUAAUAUACGAGCGAUAUAUGCCUAAAAGUAUUACAGAGUACGUGUAUAAUAAGUAGUUAUUGACAAAUUAACGAUGUACAUUACUGUACGAUAUUCGCAUAGUAUUUCGUGCAUUGUAUCCUUUUGUCGUUUUAAAGUUUUUAGUUAAUGUAGGAUUUGAUAACUCGGCUUCCUAGCUACCUGCGCUUCCCUCGGUAGUUGUUACGUUAUAAGAUAUUAUUUGCACUGGCAAUUAUAAUAAUGCGUUAUUUACAAUACGGUAUACACCUACUUGCAAAAUAUAUAUGUGCUUUAAAAUUAUGAAAAUCUAUAAAAAAAAAUGUUUUGACUGAGUUACAAUAUGAGAAUGUUUAUGCUUGUGAUAUUAUAAAUUUAAGGCGUAUUUGAAUCUUUCUGUCCUAACCAAAGACUGUAUCCACGUGGUUUUCAAUUGAAUUUUAUUAACACACUGUUGUAAAAUAAGUAUUUGUUGUUGAAGCUGGACCAAAUUGUCUUGUGUUAUCUAAUGUCGUAUAUACUUGAGAGAAAUUCUAAAAGUUUAAAAAGGAGGUUGAAAGCUUUGCCACGUACGUACGUAUCUACCGUUUUUCCUCAAUUAAAUACGACAUUAACCUGUAUUCCCAAAUAAAAACGUAUAUUGUAAGCCUGAAAAUAAUUGUAAUGUUUAGUUUUUAAAAUAAUGUGUGAUCAAAUUACAUCAAUAUGAAGUUAUUUUUAAGGAUUAACAUAUUGAACGUCUUAUUGCAUAAUAGCAAUUUAUAAAGUUGCAAUACGUUUUUAUAAAAAAGAAAAAAUAA
Messenger RNA from Zerene cesonia (dogface butterfly), 4402 nucleotides. RefSeq lists its product as uncharacterized. The transcript has 11 exons. The record is from RefSeq and is a predicted model, not a curated record. Bases 802 to 2187 code for a protein of 461 amino acids. Gene Ontology annotation, cellular component: cytosol. Gene Ontology annotation, molecular function: RNA binding; protein binding; translation activator activity. Gene Ontology annotation, biological process: regulation of translational initiation. NCBI's taxonomy places the organism in Eukaryota, Metazoa, Arthropoda, Insecta, Lepidoptera, Pieridae.